Molecule: messenger RNA, 2719 nt
Organism: Chelonia mydas (Green sea turtle)
Lineage: Eukaryota; Metazoa; Chordata; Testudines; Cheloniidae
Gene: TBC1D17
Product: TBC1 domain family member 17
Exons: 17
Coding region: 127-2070 (647 amino acids)
Biological process (GO): activation of GTPase activity
Molecular function (GO): GTPase activator activity
Source: RefSeq, a predicted model, not a curated record
CCCUCACUCACGUGGCGACGGCCACCAUGCAUCGCCCCUCACAAAGAUGGCGGCCGGCCCGGGGGCGGGGCGUGAGGGCGGAAGUGACGGGUGGUUGUUUCCGGAAGUGGUGGUGGUCUGCGGAGGAUGGAGUCGGAGGGCUGCAGGGUGGUCUUCGAGAAGGACGGGGUUUUCCUGCACACCAGCGCCAAGCGCCACCCAGAUCAGGACUCGCUCAUCCCGGGGCUUGUCCGCAUCCUCGACAAGGGCUCAGACCAUCUGCUGCAGUGGACGCCCCUGGAGGAAGCCGGUGAUGCUCCCCCGAUUGUUUUCUCCAAGAAGGAGUCCCCGGGCGUGGCCGAGGAGGAGCCUUUCGAUCCGGGCUACGAGCCUGACUGGGCCGUGAUCAGCACCGUGAAGACCCGGACCCGGCCGCAGGAGGAGCCCCCGGGCUCCGUGCCCCCGGCCAGCCCCUGGGCGCAGUGGGCCUUCACGCUCAGCCUCUCUGAGCUGCAGUCGAUCCGCCGGAGCCGGCCGGGGCUGGGCUGGUCCUACCUGAUCUUCAUCAGCCGGGAGAGCGGGUCCCUGCCUGCCCUCCACUUCCACCGCGGGGGCAGCAAGGCCCUGCUGCGGGCACUCUGCAAGUACCUCAUCCUGGCCAUCUCCCCCAAGGACUCGCGGCUUUACCUGGUCUACAGCCAUGACUCGUACGCGCUGUCACACGCCUUCGACGAGCUGCAGCUGUUCGAUGAGAACUCCUCCAACCUAGUGUCGCGUUUCCUGCAGGACCCCUACACUGCCACUUUCGGGGGCUUCUCCAAAGUCACCAGCUUCUUCCGCGGGGCCCUGCACCACGAGGCUGGCACCCCCCUGCGGCCCUCGAGCACCGCCACCACUAGCCUGGAGGAUGAGCCAGGCUUCGAGGUCAUCAGCUGCCAGGUGCAGCUGGGGCCGCGGCCGGCCGUGUGCCGGGAGGCCCCGGUGACGGAGCAGGAGUGGGGGCAGCACCUGGACCCCGAGGGGCGCAUCACCCACCUGGACGGGCUCAAGAGGAGGAUCUUUGCUGGGGGCCUCACCCCGGCGCUGCGCAAGGAAGCCUGGAAGUUCCUGCUGGGCUACUACGGUUGGGAGAGCACCAGCGAGGAGAACCGGGCCCGGGCCCGCCGCAGAACGGACGAGUAUUUCCGCAUGAAACUGCAGUGGAAGUCGGUGAGCGAGGAGCAGGAACGGCGGAACUCCCUGCUGCGCGGCUACCGCAGCCUCAUUGAGCGGGACGUGAGCCGCACCGACCGAAGCAACAAAUUCUACCAGGGCAGCGAGAACCCGGCGCUGGUUCUGCUCCACGACGUGCUCAUGACCUAUUGCGUGUACAACUUCGACCUGGGCUACGUGCAGGGCAUGAGCGACCUGCUCUCCCCCGUCCUCUACGUCACCCAGAACGAAGUCGACGCCUUCUGGUGCUUCGCGGGUUUCAUGGAGCUGGUGCACCAUAACUUCGAGGAGAGCCAGGAGAGCAUGAAACGGCAGCUGGCACAGCUGGGGCUGCUGCUGCGUGUACUGGACCCGCCGCUCUGCGACUUCCUGGACUCGAAGGAAUCCGGCUCUUUGUGUUUCUGCUUCCGGUGGCUCCUGAUCUGGUUCAAGCGGGAAUUCGCCUUCGACGACGUGCUGCAGCUCUGGGAGGUGCUGUGGACGGGGCUGCCCUGCCCGAGCUUCCACCUGCUGGUGGCCUGCGGGAUCCUGGACUCGGAGCGCGAGGCCCUAAUGAACUCGGGGUUCAGCUUCAGUGAGAUCCUCAAGCACAUCAACGAGCUGACCAUGAAGAUGAGCGUGGAGGAGACGCUGUGCCGGGCCGAGGCGCUGUACGGACAGCUGGCGGCCAGCCCCGAGCUGCCACGGAACGUGCAGGAGCUUCUGGGGCUGGGGGGUCCUGCGGGGGGCAGCCCCCCAGCCACUCCCCCCCAGCCCCUCUCUUCCGUCCAGGCCCCGGGACUGGAGCUGACGGGCAGCGUCUCGACCCCCCGGCCUGACAGCAGCAUCGAGAUCCUGCCCCCCGAGGAGCCCGCCAUGGCCCAGAGCCCCCUGCCCUGAGCCGGACGCCGGGGUCUGCCCACCCCUGCCGGCUGCUCAAACCAGCACUUUAACAGGGGUCGGGGGUCCCAUUGUGCCCGGGGGGGGGUGUCGGGGCAGACCUUGUUCCCAGGGUGCACUGGGUUCUGCUCCCGGACCCGCGACCUCAGACUCCUGGGUUCUGAGCCCCGGCCCCCUCCCCGAGCCCGGACUCCUGGGUUCUAGCCCUGGUUCUGGCGAGGGGAGGGGGUCCUUCAAACACCAUCAUCCCACUUGCCCGGGCCCAUGACCUUCGGGGGGGCUGGGCCUGACCCUCAUGCCAUAUGGGGGAGCAGCAGGUGGGGCGACACCCAUAUUCUCGUGGCCUCGGGGGGUCCCCCGAGUUGCCUGUGAGUGGAAGUGGGGGGCAGCCUGGGAACCAGGACUCCUGGUUCCCCCGGAGGUCCAUCCCCUGCCCUCCCCCCCGGCCCAGCUGCUGUUCACCCCAGCCCCGGGGCUCCCCCAUUGCUGCCCUGAGGCUCGCUGCUUUCUGCGAUGUACAGACCCCAAAGGGCUGGGGGGUCCCUACUGCUCCCCAGACACUGACACCCCCCCUAACAGCUGCUGUCCUGGGGGGCCCUGCCCCUCCUGCUUCCUUUGUAAUGUACAUUAAAAACUCAUGUUUACCAAA